UCAUCAACACUCUAGCUCAAUUAUUUUAUAUAAGGAUUUUGGAGGAAAUCAAAUCUCAUUCUCAGCAAAAAUUUUUAUUUCAUUUCUCAAUUCUCAUCCCCAAUCUAUGGCUUCUUUUGGUAAACAUUUGUUUUUCUACUUCCUUCUAGUUCUCUUCUCCUCUAGUCUAAUCCAUGCUAGAGAGAGCAAGUUCUUUAGUAAGUUUACCCAUUAUAGCAUCACAAACAAUGCUAAAGAGAGUAAUCUUUCACCCAUUGAAGCACCUGCGCCAACCCCAGCUGUAGCAUUAGCCCCAACACCAACAACAGCACCAGCACCAGCACCAAUCUACACUCUGAGUGAAAUUGGUGAUCAUGGCCUCUAUGGUCAUGGUUCUGGCCUUUUUCCUCCAACAAAGGAGACUACAACAGAAAAUGAGCUCUUGAAUGAAGAAUUUGAUGGCGAAACGUAUGAGAAAGCGUAUCAAACUAGCAACUUCAACAACAACAAUGGAAAUUACAACUACAAUAAUGGCUACAAGCUUGCCAGCGAAAGCCAUGAGACAGGAAAUCAAAACAAUUACAAUGGCUACACUGGAAGGUACAAUAACAAUGGAUAUGAGCUUGCUAGCGGUAGCUAUGAGAAAGGAUAUAAUCAGAACAACAGGAAUAGCUACACCAGCAACUACAACGUUAACAAUGGCUACUUGACUGAUCAGCGACAAGGAAUGAGCGAUACAAGAUUUAUGGAAGGUGGCAAGUACUAUUAUAAUGUGAAGAAUGAGAAUUCUUAUUAUCCUGCUAAUAUUUAUGCGCCAAGGAAGGUAAGUACUCAAAAUCAAGGUUAUUAUGGAAAUUCUGAGAACCAAAAUGAGUUCAACUCUAUGGAGUUUGAGAACCAAGAGUUAUACGAUGAGGAUAGCCAAGAGGAGUCACUGCCUUGAAAUGUAUAUAUAUAUCUUGACAAGAUGUGUAUUACAGGAAAAGAUUAAUGAAACAGCAGACUUUGAUAUAUUUAAAAGUA
Molecule: messenger RNA, 1002 nt
Organism: Hevea brasiliensis (rubber tree)
Lineage: Eukaryota; Viridiplantae; Streptophyta; Magnoliopsida; Malpighiales; Euphorbiaceae
Product: protein E6
Exons: 1
Coding region: 107-922 (271 amino acids)
Source: RefSeq, a predicted model, not a curated record